Messenger RNA from Echinococcus granulosus, 309 nucleotides. RefSeq lists its product as hypothetical. The coding region runs from base 1 to 309 and encodes 102 amino acids. The transcript is spliced from 2 exons. The record is from RefSeq and is a predicted model, not a curated record. Lineage: Eukaryota; Metazoa; Platyhelminthes; Cestoda; Cyclophyllidea; Taeniidae.
AUGUUUGCUGACAUGGAGAAGGGAUCGAGCUACUGGUAUGGCCUGGCAACUGGGUUCCUCGGCGGGCGUACAAUAGCAGAGCACCUAAGUGGCCCAUUACCAAAACCGAGAGUUGAACAAACAACCAACGUAUUACAUAGCCCCUCUCCUCUUUUGAAUGUCCUCCCCCGGGCUCCCUUCGGUCGACCUUUCGCGUCAGCCACCAAAACGCAUCCGGGUGAUCGCUGCGGUCCAACAAAGUUUGGCCAAUCCCCAAUACCGGGAUUCUCGCCGAUUCAACCGUUCACCGAAGGUGGCACCCUUCAGUAA